UUUGUAUCUAAUACAACCAUGAACUGGACCGAGGCUGUACAGUACUGCACGGAGAGGAACGCAACCCUCGUGUCUUCUCCUACACAAGCCACACAGACAGGCCAUGGCAUGGGCUACUGGACAAGAAAGCACCGGAGAUUGUCUCCUUGGAUUCAUGUCAUCGGGUGCUUUAAUGAGACCUGGAUAGACCAGUCAGUGAAUAAGACCUUGACCUCUACGUCAGUGGUCAUGUGUCAACAAAAGUGUUCAAUUGAACAUUUCACUUUCUUCGGACUUCAGAACACCAGCUGUGUCUGUCUAAGUGACCACUUUUCCGUCACAGAAGCCAUUGAUCCACGUUCAUGCAAUACAUCCUGCAGUACAUCCGAGAUCCUUAACGACUGUGGCGGCCCCGGGACAUACAGUGUUUAUAAAGCAGGGGAUUUGGUAUUUUUUGACGAACAUGACCUAAAUGCAACAUACAUGGCUGUGAAAUGUUCAGAAACAACAAGGAAAUUUGUGUAUUUGCAUUACUCUACUUUGACUUUCAACUGCCAAUGCAGACGCCCAGGCACAGAACUUAAUGACACUGUUUACUCAAACUGGAAUUUGAAAGACUGUUACAACAAAUGUAGAGAACUUGGGCUAUAUUUACAUGGUGAUUACAACGUAAUGGAUCCAGAUAGUGCCUGUCAUGGAAUCAAGACAGGAAGUGUUGAAACUUGGGUUGGAAUAGUCAGACAAAAUUUUACUUCAUCCUCGUUUGGUAUGUAUAAAAAAAAUGUGUUGGAAACGACUACAAAACCCACGAUCAGUAGCUCAUUGGCGCCAACCACCCAAACAUCGACAAGUAGCUCAUUGGCGCCAACCAGUCAAUCAUCGACAAGUAGGUCAUUGGCGCCAACCAGUCAAACAUCGACAAGUAGCUCAUUGGCGCUAACAAGUCAAACAUCGACAAGUAGCUCAUUGGCCCCAACAAGUCAAACAUUAAAUCAAGCAUCGUCGGUCUCCUCCAAUUCAUUUUUGAAAAAUUAUAACAAGGAUAACCAGAUAGAACUUAGAGAAAUCUUGUUGGCUGUGUGUGGAACCAUUGUCGCUGUACUAGCCGUCAUUGGGCUGUUCCUACUUUAUACAAGAAGACAAAAACGAAACUCAUUAAAAAGAGACCAGGGUUCCUGCCGAGGUCAGUCAGAUGGGGCGUCUACUGAUGACGAGCGAAUAAACAAAACCAAUGGAUACAGUAAUUUUGAGCUUAGUCCGGUGAAAAGAGGACCCAAGAACUUAAGUCAGGACAACGUCAGUUAUGACUGUCUUAGUGAGGCAAAUGAGAAGAAACACGGGGCGAACCUUAACAUAUACGCCAAUUCUGUCCCGUCUUAUUCAGACCAGAAUUCUCGUGAAGAUUUGUCGUAUGAUCAUUUAUGGCAGACGCCUACUGGCGGUCAAGCAGACGAUACCUACGACCACGCUGAUGACGCAAACAGCCAUAGGGCGUCCGAUACUACAGAGGAUACCUAUACCCACGCUGGCAGCGUCACAAAUCAUGGAUUCGCCACCACUUCAGACGAUUACUAUAGUCACACAGAUUGCGCCACUAACAAAGGAAGCUCUGCCACUACAGACGAUACUUAUGAUCACGCACGUGGCGCCACUAACCAUGGAUUUGCCACCACAGCAGACGAUACCUACAGUCAUACAGUUCUAGAUGGCGUCAGUUACCUAGCAACAACAGAUGAUACAUACAGUAUUCCUGUGCUAGAUUGA
This is a messenger RNA of Magallana angulata, 1743 nucleotides long. RefSeq lists its product as uncharacterized. The coding region runs from base 19 to 1743 and encodes 574 amino acids. Lineage: Eukaryota; Metazoa; Mollusca; Bivalvia; Ostreida; Ostreidae. The transcript has 8 exons. The record is from RefSeq and is a predicted model, not a curated record.